Austrofundulus limnaeus is the source of this 1429-nucleotide messenger RNA. It is a transcript of the gene cdk7, whose product is annotated as cyclin-dependent kinase 7. Gene Ontology annotation, molecular function: RNA polymerase II CTD heptapeptide repeat kinase activity; ATP binding; cyclin-dependent protein serine/threonine kinase activity. Gene Ontology annotation, cellular component: transcription factor TFIIK complex; transcription factor TFIIH holo complex; nucleus. Bases 42 to 1073 code for a protein of 343 amino acids. Gene Ontology annotation, biological process: protein phosphorylation; positive regulation of transcription by RNA polymerase II. NCBI's taxonomy places the organism in Eukaryota, Metazoa, Chordata, Actinopteri, Cyprinodontiformes, Rivulidae. The transcript has 12 exons. The record is from RefSeq and is a predicted model, not a curated record.
AAACCGGAAGUACCUGUUCACGCAGCCGGUUGUUAGCUAACAUGGCGCUAGAUGUUAAAAGCAGAGCGAAACGAUACGAGAAGCUGGACUUUCUCGGAGAGGGUCAGUUUGCCACAGUGUACAAGGCCAGGGACAAACUUAAUGACACAAUAGUUGCCAUUAAAAAGAUAAAAGUUGGCCACAGAACAGAGGCUAAGGAUGGUGUGAAUCGGACUGCUCUGAGAGAAAUCAAGCUGCUACAGGAGCUGCAUCAUCCAAACAUCAUUGGGCUGUUGGAUGCCUUUGGACAUAAAUCAAACAUCAGUCUGGUGUUUGAUUACAUGGAAACAGACCUGGAGGUUAUUAUCAAAGACACCAGCCUAGUCUUGACUCCAGCCAACAUUAAAGCCUACAUCCUCAUGACUCUACAAGGAUUAGAGUACAUGCACCAACACUGGGUCCUACACAGGGAUUUGAAACCCAAUAAUUUGCUGUUAGAUGGGAACGGAGUGUUGAAGUUGGCUGAUUUUGGUUUGGCCAAAGCUUUUGGCAGCCCCAACAGAGUCUACACACAUCAAGUUGUUACAAGGUGGUAUCGCUCUCCUGAGCUCCUGUUUGGUGCCAGAAUGUACAAUGUGGGUGUUGACAUGUGGGCUGUGGGCUGUAUCUUGGCUGAAUUGUUACUUCGGAUACCAUUUCUUGCUGGAGACUCGGAUCUCGACCAGCUGACCAAAAUUUUCGAGGCUUUAGGAACACCUACAGAAGAAUCAUGGCCUGGAAUGACUAGUCUACCCGACUAUGUGUGCUUUAAAAUAUUUCCCGGCACGCCUCUGGAACAUAUAUUUAGUGCAGCUGGUGAUGAUUUGCUUGAGCUGCUACAGGGCCUCUUUACUUUCAAUCCUUCGACGAGGACCACCGCCACACAGGCUCUAAAAAUGAGGUACUUCAGUAAUCGACCAGGUCCUACCCCCGGUCCACAACUCCCGCGACCAAACUGCUCGGCUGAGGCUUUGAGGGAAAAGGAAACAGUUGGACAAAAGAGGAAAAUAGAAGGCCUGGAAACGACUGUAAUGAAGAAGAAGCUCAUUUUCUGACCAGAUAGGAUGGAAUAAACCAGAGGAAACAACAAUCUUCAUAAYAGAGGAAACACCGCUGGAACCAAAGAAGGUCCAAAGUCAAAGGAGGCCGGCUCAGAUGUGGUUCACUUUAAGACUUUUUAGAAGUUGUAGACAAGAGUUACCCGAGGUUAGCUCCAGAUAUSCAGUGUGCCAUUAUGUCCGCGUCAUCGUUGAUUCUAAACUCUGUGAUCCUGUUGGAUUAUUUUUAUUUAUUUGAGUUUUGGAAAAAACAACCAAACUAUCAAGGCAGAACUGUGUCAUAAAAGUUAUUAUUUUUUAUGUUUUUUUUUUUUUACAUGAAUUGCCAAUAAAUGUUAAAUGCAUUUAUUAAA